CACACUAACACAACCACCACCUGGAACGCAAUGUACACCGUCGCGACGGUAAUAUCACUGGUAGCUGCGAUACUCGUAGUAUCGGCUCAGCAAUACCAACAGCCAGGUGGUAAUUAUGUUGACGAAUACUCGGCAUACGAUUCUCCGAGACCGGCUCACCCGACCCCCAGGAGUUACGCCUCGGACGCAGCACCAAAUAGGCAAUCCGCGGCACCCACGACUCCGAAACCAACCCCGGUUGCCAUCUUGAAGCAGAUAAACAGGCACAACGAGGACGGUUCGUACACGUACGGUUUCGAAGGCGCGGAUGGUUCCUUCAAGAUCGAAACAAAAUUGCCAACCGGAGAGGUGAAGGGUAAAUACGGUUUCGUGGACGACACUGGUAAAGUACGAGUGGUCGAGUACGGAGCGAAUCAAUAUGGCUUCCAACCGGCCGGAGAGGGUAUCACCGUGGCACCACCGACCUUGGUAGACGAAACUACCAGCAGGGAAGCUCUUCAGGCACAGAACUACCAAGACGAGUAUCAGCAACCAGCCGCCAGACCAGCACCUCUUCGACAGGCGCCUGCGCCUCGUCCAGCGCCUAUUCAACAGCUUCAAUACGAGCAACAAGCGUACCAGCAACCGCAAUCCCACACCCAAGCUGUCUACUCUCCUCAAGUAGCGCCCAGGCAAUCCAGUGUCCCCAAACCAGCGAUCUUCACCCCGGCCGCUGCUCCCCAGCAAGCCCUUCCCAAGCAAACCACCAUUCUUCAACAAAACGACGAUCCAUCGCCUCCUUCCCAAUUGUAUAAUCAAGGACCAGCUCAGUUUGCACCGGCUCCUGUCCAGGAACGUCGUUCUCAACCGCAACCUCGCAGCCAAAGCGGUGGUAUUCUUGAUCAGCUGGCUAGGGAUUACGCUCUUCCUCAGGGUGUCGCACCGCCGCUACAUGAUAUCAGUUUUGGUUAUUAUUAGGCCCUCUAGUCCCUCUCGUGUUCGUCAGGGUGGUACCCGUGCGUUUUGGUAUUUACGUAUAUUGUCUGGAGACGCGAUGCCUCUUCAGGAUGGGCGGCAAUGUCGUUUACCGAAGGGAAUAUCAAGGAUUUGGGAUAAAAUCAUUUUUAAGUGUUUUAUAAUUUAAUUUUUCGUUCUUUUCAUUUUUUUAAUUGUUAUAAUUAAGGGUCCUUGAUAUUUGUUUCGGUAAGAAUACCGAGUACUUUAGUCUCUUUAAUUAGAGCACGAGUUUGUUCUUGCCAUUGGAACCAAAUGUGAAGAGGAUAUUGAAUGAAAUGUGGAAUAGAAGAGUAUAGAACACUAAAUAUGAUGUUGAUUAGGAGAAUGUCGGUUAAUUGUGAACCAAAUCUUUGAAAUGUAUUAUAUAACAGAGUGUUAGACAUUUUAAUUUUUAAACGAAACAAUUCCAUUGUUGCAAAAAUUGUAUAAAAUUUAAGAAUUGGGAAUUGAGAUAAUUGAUAAUUAUACAUUGGGUCAUUGGAAACCUAGCUUUGUCGUCCAAAAACUAAUUUAGUUGAAGAGUAAAGAAAUUAUAGUAAUAAAAUCCUUGAUGCGUUGAUUGUCCUAGUGGACAUUAAUGACCGCCAUCAUAUAUUUAAUUCAAUGAAACAGCAAAUCGGCUAAUUAAAUUAAGAAAUAACAUGGCCAUCUGGCAGCCAACGUGUUAAGGUAUUCUUAAUCACCCUUCAAAACUUGUAUUUCCUACUUAAAUUUAAAUUAAUUAUAAAAUAAUUAACAUACCGAUAAUGAAUGAAUACUUCUGUUAAAUUCAUUUAUUUGUAACGUGUUAUAUACUCUUCCAUUUCCACACCACAGGUA
Molecule: messenger RNA, 1815 nt
Organism: Osmia bicornis bicornis
Lineage: Eukaryota; Metazoa; Arthropoda; Insecta; Hymenoptera; Megachilidae
Gene: Cpr97Ea
Exons: 2
Coding region: 31-957 (308 amino acids)
Cellular component (GO): chitin-based extracellular matrix
Molecular function (GO): structural constituent of chitin-based larval cuticle
Source: RefSeq, a predicted model, not a curated record